This is a messenger RNA of Neomonachus schauinslandi (Hawaiian monk seal), 3297 nucleotides long. It is a transcript of the gene SEMA5B, whose product is annotated as semaphorin 5B. The transcript is spliced from 23 exons. The coding region runs from base 25 to 3297 and encodes 1090 amino acids. Gene Ontology annotation, biological process: positive regulation of cell migration; axon guidance; semaphorin-plexin signaling pathway. Lineage: Eukaryota; Metazoa; Chordata; Mammalia; Carnivora; Phocidae. The record is from RefSeq and is a predicted model, not a curated record. Gene Ontology annotation, molecular function: semaphorin receptor binding; chemorepellent activity.
GCUAGGACUGCAGAGGGGCCCAGCAUGGUGUUCCCGGGACCCCUGGCUGUCACCCUGUUGCCGCCCAGCCUCACACUGCUGGUGUUCCACCUGUCCUGCUCCACCGAUGCCAGCAGCGAGCAGAAGCUGUGCGCCCUGAGGGAGCACCCCACUGUGGCCUUUGCAGAUCUGAAGCCAUGGGUCUUUAACUUCACCUACCCUGGAGCCCGAGAUUUCUCCCAGCUUGCUCUGGAUCCCUCCAGGAACCAACUCAUCGUGGGAGCCAGGAACUACCUCUUCAGACUCAGCCUUGCCAAUGUUUCCCUCCUUCAGGCCACGGAGUGGGCCUCCAAUGAGGACACGCGCCGCUCCUGCCAAAGCAAAGGGAAGACUGAGGAGGAGUGUCAGAACUACAUGCGAGUCCUGAUUGUCACUGGCCGGAAAGUGUUCAUGUGCGGGACCAAUGCCUUUUCCCCGGUGUGCUCCAGCAGACAGGUGGGGAACCUCAGCCGGACCAUAGAGAAGAUCAAUGGUGUGGCCCGCUGCCCCUACGACCCACGCCACAACUCCACAGCUGUCAUCUCCUCUCAGGGGGAGCUGUACGCGGCCACCGUCAUUGACUUCUCAGGGCGGGACCCCGCCAUCUACCGCAGCCUAGGCAGCGGGCCACCACUGCGCACCGCCCAGUAUAACUCCAAGUGGCUCAAUGAGCCAAACUUCGUGGCAGCUUACGAUAUUGGGCUGUUUGCAUACUUCUUCCUGCGGGAGAACGCGGUGGAGCACGACUGCGGACGCACCGUGUACUCUCGGGUGGCCCGAGUGUGCAAGAAUGACGUGGGGGGCCGCUUCCUACUGGAGGACACAUGGACCACGUUCAUGAAGGCCCGGCUCAACUGCUCCCGCCCAGGCGAGGUCCCCUUCUACUACAAUGAGCUGCAGAGUGCCUUCCACCUGCCUGAGCAGGACCUCAUCUACGGGGUCUUCACUACCAACGUAAACAGCAUCGCCGCUUCUGCUGUCUGCGCCUUCAACCUCAGUGCCAUCUCCCAGGCUUUUAAUGGCCCAUUUCGCUACCAGGAGAACCCCAGGGCUGCCUGGCUCCCCAUCGCUAACCCCAUCCCCAACUUCCAGUGCGGCACUCUGCCAGAGGUGGGCCCCAAUGAGAACCUGACGGAGCGCAGCCUGCAGGACGCUCAGCGCCUGUUCCUGAUGAGCGAGGCUGUGCAGCCGGUGACACCCGAGCCCUGUGUCACCCAGGACAGCGUGCGCUUCUCACACCUCGUGGUGGACCUGGUGCAGGCCAAGGACACGCUCUACCACGUGCUCUACAUCGGCACGGAGUCGGGCACCAUCCUGAAGGCACUGUCCACGGCGAGCCGCAGCCUCCGCGGCUGCUACCUGGAGGAGCUGCACGUCCUGCCCCCCGGGCGCCGCGAGCCCCUUCGCAGCCUGCGCAUCCUGCACAGCGCCCGCGCGCUCUUCGUGGGGCUGAGCGACCGCGUGCUGCGGGUCAGUUUGGAUGGCUGCACCAGCUUGCAUUCCCACCAACAGGCGUGCCUAGGGGCCCGGGACCCAUACUGCGGCUGGGACGAGAAGCAGCAACGUUGCAGCACGCUUGAGGACAGCUCCAACAUGAGCCUCUGGACCCAGAACAUAACAGCGUGUCCUGUGCGAAAUGUGACUCAGGAUGGGGGCUUCGGCCAGUGGUCACCAUGGCAACCAUGUGAGCACUUAGAUGGGGACAAUUCAGGAUCUUGCCUGUGUCGGGCCCGAGCCUGUGACUCCCCCCGACCCCGCUGUGGGGGCCGAGACUGCCUGGGGCCAGCCAUCCACAUCGCCAACUGUUCCAGGAACGGAGCGUGGACCCCGUGGUCCUCGUGGGCCCUGUGCAGCACGUCCUGUGGGAUCGGAUUCCAGGUGCGGCAGCGAAGUUGCAGCAACCCCGCUCCCCGCCACGGGGGCCGCAUCUGCGUGGGCAAGAGCCGGGAGGAGCGGUUCUGUAACGAAAACACGCCUUGCCCGGUGCCCAUCUUCUGGGCGUCAUGGGGCUCCUGGAGCAAGUGCAGCAGCAACUGUGGGGGCGGCGUGCAAUCGCGGCGGCGGUCCUGUGAGAACGGCAACUCCUGCCCUGGCUGUGGCGUGGAGUUCAAGACGUGCAACCCCGAGGGCUGCCCGGAAGUGCGGCGCAACACGCCGUGGACGCCGUGGCUGCCCGUGAACGUGACUCAGGGCGGGGCGCGGCAGGAGCAGCGCUUCCGCUUCACGUGCCGCGCUCCCCUGCCGGACCCGCACGGCCUGCAGCUUGGCCGGAGGAGGACAGAGACCAGAACCUGCCCGGCGGACGGCUCGAGAGCCUGCGACACCGACGCCCUGGUGGAGGAUCUCCUGCGCAGCGGGGGCACCUCCCCGCACUCGGUGAGCGGGGGCUGGGCCGCGUGGGGCCCGUGGUCGUCCUGCUCCCGGGACUGCGAGCUGGGCUUCCGCGUCCGCAAGAGAACGUGCACGAACCCGGAGCCCCGCAGCGGAGGCCUGCCAUGCAUAGGCGACGCCGCCGAGUACCAGGACUGUAACCACCAGGCUUGUCCAGUGCGGGGUGCCUGGUCCUGCUGGACCUCCUGGUCCCCGUGCUCAGCCUCCUGUGGUGGAGGCCACUAUCAACGCACACGUUCCUGCACCAGCCCCGCGCCCUCCCCAGGCGAGGACAUCUGUCUUGGUCUGCACACAGAGGAGGCGCUGUGUGCUACACAGGCUUGCCCAGAAGGCUGGUCACCGUGGUCCGAGUGGAGUGCAUGCACGGAGGACGGAGCCCAGAGCCGCAGCCGACACUGUGAAGAGCUGGUCCCAGGGCCCAGCGCCUGCGCCGGAAACAGCAGCGAGAGCCGCCCCUGCCCCUACGGCGAGAUUCCUGUGAUCCUGCCUGCCUCCAGCAUGGAGGAGGCCACCAGCUGUGGAGGGUUCAGUCUCAUCCACCUGGUAGCCACAGGCGUCUCCUGCUUCCUGGGCUCUGGGCUGCUGACCUUGGCCGUGUACCUGUCCUGCCAGCACUGCCGGCGCCAGUCCCAGGAAUCCACACUCGUCCACCCUGCCACCCCCAACCACCUGCACUACAAGGGUGGGGGCACCCCCAAGAACGAGAAGUACACACCCAUGGAGUUCAAGACCCUGAACAAGAAUAACCUGAUCCCCGAUGACAGAGCCAGUUUCUACCCAUUGCAGCAGACCAAUGUAUACACAACCACCUACUAUCCCAGCCCACUGAACAAACACAGCUUCCGGCCUGAGGCCUCACCUGGACAACGGUGCUUCCCCAACAGCUGA